AUCAUUCUCUCCUCGCCUGAGCAAGACGCACAGACACACACACACACACACCUGUCUAAUCAACCAUGUCUCUCAAGGUGGCUACAGUGGCGGUGGUGAUGGUGGUGGUCGGUAUGGUUACAGCGUUCCCUUCAGAUCCUUACGGCCAGCCACAGACUUACAAGGAGGACCCCAUCCCUUACAGCUUUCAGUACGGCGUGAAGGAUGACUAUGCAGGAACCGACUUCGGACAGAAUGAGGAAUCCGAUGGAAGCAAAACUGCGGGGUCCUACCAGGUGGUCCUUCCCGACGGCAGGAUCCAGACGGUGAACUACGUGGCAGAUCACUACAGCGGGUACCAGGCUGAGGUGAGCUACAAGGGGGAGGCCCAGUACCCCCAUGAAUACGGGCCAGCCAUCACCUUCAAGCCCACUCCUGGAUACGGCGGUGGAAAUUCAUACCAGAUGCACAUCAUCACUGACUCCACACAGUCUCUCCUGCUCCUUCAGUGGAUAAGCAUCACAAUGAACAAGGUUUUGGCAGUGUUCCUGGCUGUGGUGGGCACGUCCCUGGCCCUCCCCUCUGACCCCUACCACCAGCCCACCUAUAAGCCCGAACCAGUGCCGUACAACUUCCGGUACGGCGUGAAGGAUGACUACGCCGGCACGGACUUCGGGCAGGAGGAGAACAGUGACGGCAACACAGUCCAGGGCUCCUACAAUGUGGUGCUUCCUGACGGCCGCAUCCAGACGGUGAACUACGUGGCAGAUCACUACAACGGCUACCAGGCAGAGGUGAGCUACAAGGGGCAGGCGCAGUACCCCCACGAAUACGGUCCAGCUGUAACAUUCAGACCUGACUACCACGCACCUGCACCAUCCUACCAGCCCCCAGCCCCCUCAUACUCUCCCCCAGCCCCCUCAUAUUCUCCCCCAGCCCCCUCAUACUCCCCCCAGCCCCCUCAUACCAGCCCCCCGCCCCCACAUACCAUUAAUUAAGAUGCCUAGCUAGAUUUGGACCUGUUGCCUACCUGUCAGCUUCCUUCCCUAGUCACCUGUCUGUGUGUCUUUGUAAUUAUUCUUUUUAUAGAUAUUUUUUUUUUUUUGGAUUUUUAUUAAAAGAUGAUUC
This is a messenger RNA of Scylla paramamosain (green mud crab), 1107 nucleotides long. RefSeq names its product adhesive plaque matrix protein-like. The record is from RefSeq and is a predicted model, not a curated record. Bases 66 to 977 code for a protein of 303 amino acids. Lineage: Eukaryota; Metazoa; Arthropoda; Malacostraca; Decapoda; Portunidae. The transcript has 9 exons. Gene Ontology annotation, cellular component: extracellular matrix.